AUCAGUCUUUUGAAUGAAUUCAUUAAGAUAGGACGUGUGAAAAAAAAAAUAGUAUCACAAGUGUAUUAAGUUCUGAUUCACAUUCUAGUCAGAAUAUUACGAGUCAUUUGCACAGUACUUAAUCUCUCGCUGAAUUAUCGGAAAUAAUUCUGCAAUUUUGUUAUCAAAUAAAAAAUAAGCUCCGCUAUUUAAAUUAGGGAGCAGCAUUAACUAAAGUGAAGCAUAUUCAUGAGCAAUAAAAUUCAAUUUGAACUAAUUUAAUAGAGAAAAUUAUUUUUGGCAGUCGGUGACUUAAAGCAAUGAGUAAAUUUGACACAAACCUGACAAAAUCACUCGAUCAGAGUACGAUAAAAAAUGUUGAAAGUGUGAUACCCAAGAAAAGGCAAGACCUCUUAAAGUGGAGUGGAUGGGGCUAUCGUGACUCAAAAUUCUAUCCUAAACAUGAGGAAGUAUUUUUUUCUGGUGCACGAUAUCCAAUUGGUGGUGACGUUAAACUUCCACAUUUUGGUGAUUGGAUUCGGAGAAAUUUUAACUUGAAAAUGGAUGAUUUGCUCUCUCAGCCACAGAAGCCUUUAGAAUAUCCCGAGCCAAAAUUAGAUGAAAUAUUUUAUGAAGCAAUACAAGAAUUAAAUAUUGACUAUUCCAUAACUGGAGAGGAUCGUUUAGUGCGCUGUCAUGGCCAAACACUUCACGACAUUUAUUGUCUACGCAAUGGAAAGUUUGAAAGAAUUCCUGAUCUUAUUCUAUGGCCAAAAUCUCACGAAGAAGUCGUAAAGAUUGUCAAAUUAGCUACUGAAAAUAAUAUUUGCAUAAUUCCCUUUGGUGGUGGAACAAGUGUCAGUGGAUCCAUCACAUGUCCUCAGGAUGAAAAGCGCUGUAUAACUGUAAUCGAUACAACUCAAAUGAACAGACUUUUAUGGCUUGAUAAACAAAAUUUGGUUGCUUGUUUUGAGAGCGGAAUUGUUGGACAAGAUUUGGAGCGUGUGUUGCAAGAAGAAGGACUUACAAUGGGCCAUGAGCCAGACAGCAUAGAAUUCUCCACAUUGGGUGGUUGGGUUGCAACACGAGCAUCUGGUAUGAAGAAGAAUGUUUACGGAAACAUUGAAGAUAUUGUUAUUCGAGUCAAAAUGGUGACAUCAAAAGGUAUUCUUGAACGUAAUAUUUCAGCGCCACGUGUCAGCUGUGGACCAGAUUUUAAUCAAUUAAUACUUGGGAGCGAAGGUACAUUGGGAAUUGUAACAGAAGUCGUAGUCAAAGUUCGUCCAUUACCUCCAGUCAAAAAAUACGGCUCAUUAGUCUUUCCUGAUUUUGAGUCUGGCAUUCGCUGUUUGCGUGAAAUAGCAAAAAAGAGAUGUCAACCGGCUAGUAUACGACUAAUGGAUAAUGAACAAUUUGUUUUUGGACAAGCAUUAAAAUUAGACACUGGAAUAUUUGCAAGUUUUGUUGAUGGAUUAAAAAAUUUCCUUCUAACAAAAGUGAAAGGAUAUGAUCUUACAAAAGUAUCGGUAGCAACAUUAUUGUUUGAAGGUGAUAAAGAAGAAGUCGAUAGACAAGAGAAGCUUAUCUAUGAGAUCGCAGAUCAGUAUUCAGGUCUCAAAGCAGGAGAAACAAAUGGACAAAAAGGCUACGUACUGACAUUUGUUAUUGCAUAUAUUCGGGAUCUUGGACUAGACUAUGGUAUAGUUGCCGAAUCAUUCGAAACAUCAGUACCAUGGGAUAAGUGUGAGAGUUUAUGCCGCAAUACAAAGGCUGUAGUUCGUCAAGAAUGCAAAAAACAUGGAAUCGACCAUUAUCUAAUUAGUUGUAGAGUGACGCAGACGUAUGAUGCCGGUGCAUGUGUUUAUUUUUAUUUUGGUUUUCGAUGGAAUACUGAAUGUCAAAAUCCGGUUGAUCUUUAUGAGGAAAUUGAAUUAAUGGCAAGGAAUGAAAUUUUAGCCUCAGGUGGUUCAAUUUCACAUCAUCACGGGAUUGGAAAAAUUCGUGCACGUUGGUACAAGCAGAGUGUCUCAUCGAUAGGUGUCAGCCUUUAUAAAGCUGCAAAAAUGGAGCUUGAUCCGAGAAACAUUUUCGGACUUAAUAAUCUUCUCACUCCUGAAGAUGCCAUUGACUUUGAAAAACUUCAAUCAAAGCUUUAAUUCAAUUUUGCUUAUUACUUGACCAAAACAGUUUUGGAUAGACAAUUUUGCUUCUUCUUCUUUGUUGGAUUUGUUUUCUUUUCUACAGUUUUAUUAAAGUUUGAGUUUUUUGAUGCGAAAGUAAGCUAAUUAAGAAGCAUUUCUUCUAUGUAAACUACAAAAUAUUAAUAAAUAAAU
Messenger RNA from Chironomus riparius, 2312 nucleotides. The record is from the annotation of a GenBank genome assembly. NCBI's taxonomy places the organism in Eukaryota, Metazoa, Arthropoda, Insecta, Diptera, Chironomidae.